Molecule: messenger RNA, 1945 nt
Organism: Aspergillus caelatus
Lineage: Eukaryota; Fungi; Ascomycota; Eurotiomycetes; Eurotiales; Aspergillaceae
Product: major facilitator superfamily domain-containing protein
Exons: 8
Coding region: 277-1785 (502 amino acids)
Biological process (GO): carboxylic acid transport; transmembrane transport
Cellular component (GO): plasma membrane
Molecular function (GO): carboxylic acid transmembrane transporter activity
Source: RefSeq, a predicted model, not a curated record
CCACAACCGGUGGAAACUCAAUUGAUGUCUAUCAAGGUCACGACAAUAUGCAUGCCCGUGCAAUACCUAAACCCCCUGAUUGGCCAAAGAAAGGGCAUUUCCAUUCCGAUCGUUUGAUCCUCCAUAUGCAGGGUUCUCCAUCAAUGUCGAUGUUAUAUAGAAGAUUGUUCGACGUGGAAUAAAAUGGCUGGGAAAGUUUCUGUGUUCUUUUGUUGUCGUCUUCCCCCUGCAUUGACGGCACGAUAAACGGCCUCACCGCGUCAAUCAAUUCCCACCAUGGCCUCGGUAGAAAGUUCUCCGGCCGAUUCUUCAAUGAUCAAGGAUGCCGAUGUCACAGUGAGCAAUUGGGCAGGCUUACAAGGACGAGAAAACACAAUUGAGAGCAGCGAGGAUGUCGAAGUUGGUCAAUCAAGCAAAAGUUCCGGGGUUCUGAAUGUGAUCAUCUCGGGUCUGGCUCUCUUUAGCGACGGAUAUAAUGCCCAGAUCAUUGGAUAUAUGGAACCCUUGUUCUCGGUCUUAUACAAAGAUGGCAUGUCUCCAACAAUCAAAGGUCGACUAUCGAACUCGUUUCUCAUAGGAGAAAUCUUUGGAAUGAUCUUCUUUGGUGUUCUCAUUGAUCGCCUGGGGCGAAGAACGGGUGUGGUAAUGGCCACUACGUUCUUAGUUCUGGGUAUUGCAUUGGCAGCAGCUGCGCACGGGAAGUCCGAGCUUGGAAUGUUCUGGAUGAUGAUCAUUGCCCGUGGUGUGGCUGGCUUUGGAGCCGGCGGCGAGUAUCCCGUUUGCGCAACGAGCGCAACGGAGGCAGCGGACGAGACAACGAAACUUCGGAAAAACCGAGGGUUCUUGGUUGCCUCAACUACAAAUUUUGCCGUGGACCUGGGCUUUGUCUCUGCUGGCAUUGUAGCGCUUAUUGUUCUCGCUUGCUAUGGUCAAGAGACUAGAGCUGGCGUAUGGCGUGUAUCCUUUGGGAUUGGAUUUGUGCUUCCCCUUGUUAUCUGCUUCUUUCGGAUUCGCAUGAUCAAUUCGACUCAGUACCGGAAACACAGCAUUAGAUCUAGGUAUCCCUAUGGGCUUAUUCUCAAAAGAUAUUGGAAGCCGAUGCUCGGAACUUCCCUGGCGUGGUUCUGCUACGACUUCGUCACCUACCCGUUCGGAAUCUUCUCGUCCACCAUUAUCCAGCAAUUGAUGACAGACAACUCGACUGUCCAAAACAUCGGUUAUGGAACAGUGAUUAACUGCUUCUAUCUCCCCGGAUGUCUUCUUGGCGGGUACCUCAUGGACAAAAUUGGUCGCAAGCAAAACAUGACUCUUGGUUUUAUGCUAUGGGCCAUCUGGGGCUUCAUCCUUGGCGGUGCGCUUCACCCGAUCCAAAGCGUGUUCCCGCUGUUCGUGGUGAUGUACGGCAUUUUCAUGGCCUUGGGUGAAAUGGGCCCCGGUGUAUCUACGUUUCUUUGUGCUGCCGAGUCCUUUCCCACCCCUCUCCGUGGCCACUUUCUGGGAUUUGCUGCCGCCGUGGGCAAGGCUGGUGCGUCUAUUGGAACGGAAGUUUUUACUCCCAUUCAGAACUCGUUCGAUACCACUGCAAAGGGCCAGCAAGCGGUGUUUUUGAUUGCCUCUGCUUUUACGGUGGUCGGGGGCCUCAUCGCAUGGUUCCUGAUUCCGGAUAUGUCUCGAGAGUUGGAGGAUGAGGAUGCCAAGUUCAAGGCAUACUUAGAGGAGAACGGAUAUGACGUUAGCCACUAUGGCGACGAGGCCUUGCAGGUAGAGAGGAAGAGUGGUCAUUAAUUUGAUCAUAUAUAAAAGUCAUUAGAUUAGCAUGCGAAUACACCGUUUAGAUUUCCUCACAAGUUUAAAGUGAUACCAGCUUUUAGGGCACUGCAAUGACGCUGUACCCGAAUGGGAGGCACUGAUCUAACUAUUUCCAGUUAGGUUUAUUAAUUGGCUU